CGUCCACGACGCCCGGGGAAAAUGUCUCGACCGACCGCAACAUUAAACAUAUAUAUUCUAUGUGCUCUUGGCCCGAUGCAUACAUAACCCGAUCAUGUUCACGGUCACGUCGGAGAUCUACGGCGAGAACAAUUACCAAACGACCCGCGAUGGAGGUAAAGUGGUGUCCAAAUUCCGUUUUAUCUAUCCGGAAGAAAAGCUAGCGAGGAUUACAGCGGAUAAGGAUGGUGACCUUGAAGUGCCAAGGCCAAGACGUGGCGUGAUCGAAUUGGAACAUUCAGAGGCCACGGAACUCCGUUUGGUAGGAUUGCAGGUGUGGCGAGGAGCCCUUCUCCUGGCGGACUACCUCUUCUCGAAAAUAGAAGAGUUCUCUGGCAAAACAAUAAUGGAACUCGGAGCUGGUGUAGGUCUGACCAGCAUCGCAGCGGGUAUACACAAUGCCGGCAGGAUCUACUGCACGGAUGUAGAUCUCGGCUGUAUUCUAAAAUUAAUCAACGGAAACGUCCAAAGGAAUUCCAAACUCCUAAAUGGUCAAGUCUCUGUUCUGGAGUUUGAUUUCCUUGCCCCAAAAGAAAAACAAUCACAGGAGCUCCUGGAAGCCAUCGACAAUAGUGAUAUAAUCCUAGCUGCCGAUGUCAUCUAUUGUGAUACUUUAACCGACGCCUUCAUCUCCGUGGUGGAUCAUCUACUUGACCGAGGACGCCAAACUGGCAGGCCCAAAACCAUAUAUAUGGCCUUGGAGAAGCGUUAUGUGUUCACGCUGGAGGAUUGCGAUUCGGUGGCCCCCAUGUACGAAUACCUCAUGCGGCAGACUGCCAAUAGGCCCUGGAAUAUGGAGCAUCUACCUCUGGAUUUCCCACAGUAUUUCGAGUAUGAUCGCUGCAAGCAGCUGGUGCUGAUCAAGAUCACCGGUCGAUAGAGGACUUAAAGACGUUCCGCUUAUUAGAUUCAAUUUACAACUUUAUGUACCUUAUUUAACUUGUUAAAUUAUGACUUUGUUAAGUUAGGUUGAGUUAUUACUUGAAUUAAACUAAUACUUUUGGCGUUAUGAA
Molecule: messenger RNA, 1052 nt
Organism: Drosophila rhopaloa
Lineage: Eukaryota; Metazoa; Arthropoda; Insecta; Diptera; Drosophilidae
Product: methyltransferase-like protein 22
Exons: 1
Coding region: 95-919 (274 amino acids)
Biological process (GO): protein methylation
Cellular component (GO): nucleus
Molecular function (GO): protein methyltransferase activity
Source: RefSeq, a predicted model, not a curated record